Messenger RNA from Lasiosphaeria miniovina, 760 nucleotides. RefSeq lists its product as uncharacterized. Lineage: Eukaryota; Fungi; Ascomycota; Sordariomycetes; Sordariales; Lasiosphaeriaceae. The transcript has a single exon. The record is from RefSeq and is a predicted model, not a curated record. The coding region runs from base 30 to 344 and encodes 104 amino acids.
UUUUUUUUUUUGUUUUUUUUUUUUUUUGGAUGGAUGCAAGACAGGGAAAGAUCAUUGCUAUGAUUAGGCUGAGGAUUAGAGGGAGGGACGGCGUUUUUUUUUUUUUUGAUACGGUGCAGUACAGUACAUUUGUUAUUGCUUCUGAGCAUGGAAGAGAGGCAGACAUGCGUGCAUGCAUGUAUCGUGUUUCUUGUUAUUUUAAUUAUUAUUAUUUUCCAAGUUUGUUGUUUUGGGAAGGGUGCGGGGUAACAUGGAAUGGUACAAAUUACCUAGCGAUCGAUCGGUCGAUAUCGAUCGAUAUAAAAGAGAGGGGGGAGACAGAAAGUACGGCGUCUGUGGUAUAGUAGAUGGACGGACGGCUGUAGAAAAGUAGACGGGAGUGGGAAGGGGAAGGAUUAUUUGGGAACAGCAGAAAAGGAAAUCAAACCCUGUCUCCACGUGUAUAUUGUUGAAUACUCCUGUUAUUUGUUCUCGGAGUAAUAGCGUGAGACUUGGGGAUCCAGAUAAUAUGAUAAAGGCGUUAGUUAAUAAAACCCUCUCGGGGCUUUGAAAUAAACAACACCUUUGAUUCGUUUUGCUCUAAACGGCUCUUGGCCAUGAAUCCGUGGGGUUCUGUACAGCUGGAUCUUCAUCCACGCAACCCACUAGCAACUGCUAACAAGGCCAGGGCCGUACAGAGUGCCGCACAGGAUGGGGUCACUCUCCGAAGUAAAUAUUCAGAAUACGCUCAGAAGCCAUGACCAGCCUGCGCCAGUCUCAU